CAUUUUUGAAAUAUCGUUGGUGCCACAUAGAUUUUGCUGAGAACUCAGGUGAAAAAAAGGAGUGUUAUUUCAGAAGUCUCAAAAAGUUAGAACAACAAUGACAAAAAUUACAAUCAUAAAUUGCAUCAUUGCUGUUUGUUUAAUAGAUGGAUUUGUAGCACGCCAAACAGAACUUUUAACAUCUGCGCCAUGCAUUAAUGUGUACAAUAAUAUUAAAGAAGCUAUCGAGCAAGUAAAAAACGUUUUCUAUACGUACAUUACAAACCAAACUAAUACGGCUGAAAAUGAAGAAUUUAUCAAUACAAUGAAUAAUCUGCUAACAAAUAUAACAAAGAACUUUGAUAAUAUUGUAAAUUGUAAUAUUCAAAAUCCUUUUCUAUGCAUCACUAAUGCUAAAGAAAUUGUUUCCCAAGUAACACAAAUGAUUAAUAUGAUAGAGAACAACGAAAUGAUCUCCAAUAUGACACAGUGUUUGGAAACAGUAACUCAACAAUUAAACCAAAUCGUCCAAAACGCAAAGCAAUGUAUCCAAAGUUUUAAUUUAAAUUAA
Atta colombica is the source of this 550-nucleotide messenger RNA. RefSeq lists its product as uncharacterized. The record is from RefSeq and is a predicted model, not a curated record. The transcript has 4 exons. Bases 98 to 550 code for a protein of 150 amino acids. Lineage: Eukaryota; Metazoa; Arthropoda; Insecta; Hymenoptera; Formicidae.